AGGCGCGCAGACCUCUGUCAUUUAUUUAUUUUUCUUUCCACUGGGUGCGCUGUCCCUUUAAAUGGGGACGCUGGUGCUGGCUCCGUAACACCGGAGCCGGCAGCUUGUUGAUUUCAGAGCUGGUGAAUUUCACAUUGUUUCCACUUCACUUUCCUCGCUCCGGGGGGAGGCUCGGGUUGGCUGUAGGACCACUGUCGCCUCUGCCAGCCGGGGCCAGGGGAGGGCAGGGACCUGCAGCAUCGGGGCCCGCGUGGGGCCGCAGGGAAGGGUGUCGGGGCCACACACGCACCCUCGCUGCAGUCAGCUGCUGCCGAAGCCCGGACGCCCGGAGCGCACGGAGCCGGGACCGCCCGCCCAGACGCCCGCCCGCCAGCCCGCCCACGGGCCGGGGCCGCAGCCAGGGAGCCGGCGAGGGGAGGAGGCCCGGGGGGGGGCGGGGUGGGGGGCGGGGGUGGGUGCUGCCGCCGCCGCGGAGCUGCUACUCGGCGCGUUUUGCAUGAAGAUGGCGGCUCCCACCGCCAGCAAGGCAGCGUCCCUGGGCUGUAACAACAAGCCAACGUUCCCGGAGCUGGAUUUCAGGUCGGGAGCUCGGGUGGAGGAAUUGAACAAACUCAUCCAAGAAUUCACGAAGCACGACCAGCGGGAAUACGACGACCAGAGAGCGCUGGAGAUUCACACAGCCAAGGAUUUCAUCUUUUCCAUGCUGGGAAUGGUACAAAAGCUGGACCAAAAACUUCCAGUGGCCAAUGAGUACCUGUUGCUCUCUGGGGGAGUCCGGGAAGGCGUGGUGGACCUGGACUUAGAUGAGCUGAAUGUCUAUGCCCGGGGGACAGACUACGACAUGGACUUCACUCUUCUGGUGCCAGCCCUUAAGCUGCAUGACCGUAAUCAGCCUGUGACACUCGACAUGCGCCACUCAGCCUUGUGCCACUCUUGGCUGAGCCUCCGGCUCUUUGACGAGGGGACAAUCAGUAAGUGGAAAGACUGCUGCACCAUCGUGGAUCACAUCAACGGUGCCACCAACUACUUCUUCUCCCCAACCAAAGUGGCCGACUGGUUCUAUGACUCCAUCAGCAUUGUCCUCUCGGAGAUCCAGAAGAAACCCCAGCGAGGGAUGCCAAAGGUGGAAAAGGUAGAGAAGAACGGGACCAUCAUCUCCAUCAUUCUGGGAGUGGGGAGCAGUCGCAUGUUGUAUGAUAUCGUCCCUGUGGUAUCUUUCAAGGGCUGGCCUGCAGUGGCCCAGAGCUGGCUCAUGGAGAACCACUUUUGGGAUGGGAAGAUCACUGAGGAAGAGGUCAUCAGUGGGUUUUAUUUGGUGCCUGCUUGCUCAUACAAGGGUAAGAAGGACAAUGAAUGGCGGCUGUCCUUUGCCAGGAGCGAGGUGCAGCUGAAGAAGUGCAUCUCUAGUAGCCUCAUGCAGGCCUACCAGGCCUGCAAAGCCAUCAUCAUUAAACUCCUGUCCCGGCCCAAGGCUAUCAGCCCCUAUCACCUGCGGAGCAUGAUGCUCUGGGCCUGUGACAGACUUCCUGCCAACUACUUGGCCCAAGAAGACUAUGCAGCGCACUUUUUGCUGGGCCUCAUCGAUGACCUACAACACUGUCUAGUCAACAAGAUGUGCCCCAAUUAUUUCAUCCCUCAGUGCAACAUGCUGGAGCACCUGUCAGAGGAGACCGUCAUGCUCCAUGCGCGGAAGCUCUCCUCCGUCCGCUCGGACCCGGCAGAGCACUUGCGCACGGCCAUCGAGCACGUCAAGGCGGCCAACCGGCUGACCCUGGAGCUCCAGAGGCGGGGCAGCACCACCAGCAUCCCCUCCCCGCAGUCCGACGGAGGGGACCCCAACCAGCCUGAUGACCGUUUGGCCAAAAAACUGCAACAGCUAGUGACUGAGAACCCGGGGAAAUCCAUCUCUGUCUUUAUCAACCCUGAUGAUGUCACAAGGCCCCAUUUCAGAAUUGAUGAUAAAUUUUUCUGAGCGUUUUGCUGCCUCCCCCCUCCCCCACCCCUUUUUCUGGUUCUCAAACGCUCAUCAUGUGUAGUGUGGUUUGUGAUGCUGACUUUCCGUUUUUUACAUAUCCAGCCUAGAUUGGAUCUGUUAAGAACACAUUUUAAGUUUCCUGGUUCUGCAGGACGGUGCAGGCUCUGAAACAGUAUAUUACUAUUUCAUAUUCUGCCUCUGAUUUUGUUGUUUAUUUUUUGUAGUUAUUGUCACAUUGGUUUUUGGUUUUGGUUUUUUUAAGGAGAACUUGAGCCAUAGACGAAAAUGCCCAUGAAUUCUCUUGCUUUUUUACUGUUUCAUGCUUUGUGCAAAUUUGUUAAUGAGGAUAGGGCAACAGAUCUCUUUCUGACACUUCAGGAUUCUGUUGUGGGUUUUUUUGUGGGUUUUUUUUUUGUCUUUUUAUUUAAUUUUUUUUAAUGAGCUUUCAUCACUACAGAUAUUUGAGAAUCAUCUGAACCUGGAAACUACCUGGUAUGUUAGCUGGGUUUAUUCCCUUUGACCAGUGACGGGAGUAGUUUCCCCCUUUUCACCAAACAAUGUAGACUUUGAAAGUGAUAAUGCUACCAGUUGUGUUUUGAAGCAACUUCAUUGAAUGUAAUUGUCCUCAGAUCAGAACUUUGGAUGGUUUGGAGGGUGUGUUUGACAACUUUCCAAACAGAAUUAAGGUUUCCAAAUGGUAGUUUUAGCGUGUGUAAUUAUUUGAAGCCUUAUUUAAAUCCUAUUAAAGAACAUACCAUUAUAAUUGUUAUUUGCACUAAUGAAAUCUUGGCCAUUGUCAGAGUUCCAGUGUGUGUGUUUCAAUAGACAUUGACAUCCACUGUUGAAAUGCUAUCAUUUUUUUUUUUUCAUUUAACCCAUUUCUCUCGAUCAAUAGAAUGAUUCUUUGCAUUUGUUUCGUUCUCCUUUAAUUGUGGGGUCCUGUUUUUCCCUCUUUGAUAUUCCUGGUUCCUGUCUUACGGAGAGAAGUUUGUAAAGCUUUACACCUGCUAAGUGACCAUCCGAAGCUGGGGAAAAUAUACUUGAUAGAGUAGGUGUCUUUGUAUGUACUGCUUUUGGGGUUAUAGAGGUAAACUUUUAUGUAAAGUCUCUUUGCUUCUACUGGGAGUUGUGGGGAAAACUGGCAGAAAGAAUUUAUAAUCCCUGAAUAGAAGACACCAUGCCUGUUCAAAAGCAGGUUUUCUAUAGAGCAGGAACGAGGACAUAUCUGUGGGUGGUAGCUUUGUGUGGAGGUGUCUUAUCUUCAUGAAUGAAAUCACUUGCCAGGUUUAGAUACCACAAGUCACUGGCUCCCUGUUUUGGUAUGGACUCAUGGCAAACUGUGGUGUCUGAGAGGUCAGGGGCCCAGCUGAUAUCUCAAAGGAUGACCAUGAUGUCUAUUAUUGGAAAGGUCAAGCAACAAUUUGGAUUUGAUCUUAAAGGUCCAGACUCACAAGUUGGAUUUUAGCCAAUUGAAAUCAGGCAUAUGCAGUCUUGGGUUUUUGCAUGGGAAUUAAUGUAAUGCUUAUAACUGAAAAUGAAAUCAUUCAGCCAUCUUAAGUCAAACACAAAAUAAUAAACAUAUUGGCCUUGGAA
Messenger RNA from Leopardus geoffroyi (Geoffroy's cat), 3568 nucleotides. It is a transcript of the gene MB21D2, whose product is annotated as Mab-21 domain containing 2. The coding region runs from base 497 to 1972 and encodes 491 amino acids. Lineage: Eukaryota; Metazoa; Chordata; Mammalia; Carnivora; Felidae. The transcript is spliced from 2 exons. The record is from RefSeq and is a predicted model, not a curated record.